Molecule: messenger RNA, 1266 nt
Organism: Chrysoperla carnea
Lineage: Eukaryota; Metazoa; Arthropoda; Insecta; Neuroptera; Chrysopidae
Product: putative GPI-anchor transamidase
Exons: 6
Coding region: 55-1266 (403 amino acids)
Biological process (GO): attachment of GPI anchor to protein; protein localization to cell surface; proteolysis
Cellular component (GO): GPI-anchor transamidase complex
Molecular function (GO): GPI-anchor transamidase activity
Source: RefSeq, a predicted model, not a curated record
UGUCAAUGUCAAAAUGUUGAAAAUUGUAAACAACUAAAUGAAAAUUUUUUUAAAAUGCCGAAAAUUUUAUUAUGUUUGAUAAUCGUUAGUUUAAGUGUUACCUUUAUAAAUACAGAAGAGUUACAGAUUCCUGGAUUUCAACAUUCCGAUCAUACAAAUAAUUGGGCAGUGUUAGUUGAUACGUCAAGGUUUUGGUUUAACUACAGACAUGUAGCCAACGUUUUAUCGAUAUAUCGAAGCGUUAAACGUUUAGGUAUACCAGAUAGUCAAAUCAUACUGAUGAUAGCAGAUGAUAUGGCAUGUAAUCCUAGAAAUCCACGUCCAGCAACUGUUUAUAAUAAUGCCAAUCAAUACAUAAAUGUUUAUGGGGAUGAUGUGGAAGUUGAUUAUCGAGGAUAUGAGGUGACUGUUGAUAAUUUUGUUCGAUUAUUAACUGGUCGAUUGCCACCAGGAACUCCUAGAUCGAAACAACUACUAAGUGAUGAAGGUAGUAAUAUUUUAUUAUAUUUGACUGGGCAUGGUGGAGAUGGAUUCUUAAAGUUUCAAGAUUCAGAAGAAAUCACUAGUCAGGAAUUGGCGGAUGCUCUAGAACAAAUGUGGCAAAAACGGAGAUAUAACGAAGUUUUAUUUAUGAUCGAUACAUGUCAAGCAGCUUCAAUGUAUGAACGAUUUUAUUCACCAAAUAUAUUAGCAGUUGCAAGUAGUUUAGUUGGCGAAGAUUCUUUAUCUCACCAUAUGGAUCAAGGUAUUGGAGUUUAUAUAAUUGAUCGGUAUACUUAUUACGCUUUAGAUUUUUUGGAAGACAUUGAACCAUCUAGUACAAAGACCAUGUCCGAAUUUUUGGCUGUGUGUCCAAAACGUGUAUGUAUUUCUACAGUUGGCGUUCGUACAGAUUUGUUUGCACGUGAUCCAAGUAAAGUGUUGGUGACAGAUUUCUUUGGAUCUGUUCGACCUGUGGAGAUAACACGAUCUUUUACUAAUAUUACAACAAAACCAGCGAUUAUUACAAUAGACGAUAGUUUACCAAAGCAUACCGUACUUAGUUAUAAAUUUGUAGAUUUCUUUCCCACUCUCAUCGCUGUUGCAAUGGGUAGUGUUAUUCCUAUUGGAGUACAUGGUCCAGUUGUCGUUGGACAUCCAGGAGUUGUUGGUGUAGUACCAGUAGGUGUACCACUAGCUGGACACGCUGUUGUUGGUGUUCAUCCAGGAGUUGUUGCUGUUCAUGGUGUUCAUGGUGUUCAUGGAGUUCAUGUUGUUCAUGGUUAA